AUGGAUCAUCUGUACAAAACAAAAGUGAUCAGUAAAUAUCUGAGGCUGGAUAAAGGAACUGAGACAGGGCACAUGGCUACUAUUCACGCUUUUUUAAGGCAAGAGCAAGAUGAGGAGGCAGAUACAGUUUUUUAUGGUCCUUCAACAAAUAACAAGAUAGAAAGAUGGUGGCGAGACCUGCACAAUAGAUUUGAAAGAUUUUUCAAGAGGCAGCUCACUAUGUUACUGGAACAAGGCCACUAUGAUCCAAGUGAUCAACCAGACAGGCACCUAUUGGCAUUCAUUUUUAUUCCUGUCAUCCAGAAAGAAAUGGAUAUCUUUAGGGAAACUGUGUGGAAUUCACAUAGAGUAAGGAGCCAAAAGGAUGCUCAGAUGCCUAAAGGGAUACCAUAUCACCUGUACUCGUUCCCUGAGCAAUACAAUGCAAAUGAGUGUGGUUUGCAAGUCACUUUAGAAGCACUGGAUGAGGUUGCUUCAUUAUCAGGUGUCAAGUCAGUUGUAGAUGACUACUUACCAAAAACUGUGAGAGAGAGCUGUGAACGAAUUAUUCCCAAUAUUGAUGGGGUGAAGCCAGCCGAGGCAGCAGAUGCCUAUCUUUUCUUAAAGGAGAAGUACAAAGAGUCAUCACCAUCAGCAUCAUCAUAAAAGUGCAUUUUAUUGUAACUUUUUUUCCUUAUACCGGUAGUUCAAAUGUGUAAAAAACAUUGUCCAACAAAUGGUCCAAGGACAAAGAACUACAGACUUAGUAACAUUCAUGGACGUUGUAAAAAAUGCCAGUGAUAAAAAAGAUUUGUUAUCUUAAA
Messenger RNA from Stylophora pistillata, 803 nucleotides. RefSeq lists its product as uncharacterized. The record is from RefSeq and is a predicted model, not a curated record. NCBI's taxonomy places the organism in Eukaryota, Metazoa, Cnidaria, Anthozoa, Scleractinia, Pocilloporidae.